CCUUUUCCACACCCCCUGCUUGCCCCCAGAGCCCAAGGGAGGUGCAGCUGCUCUGGGGCAAUGGGCAAAUCGCAGCCACGGGAACUCUGGGCCCCGGGGGGGGGGCAGCCCCAUCCACUCCCCUCAUUCCCAGCACCAGGGCAGCCUGUCCCCGCUACCCCCCCGGGCUGGUUCCAGCCUGGCUGGAAAGGCCUGAGGCCACGGGGUGCCCCAUGGCGGAGGCUGAGUGCAGUACCAGGGCAGGGCCCCAGUGUUCUUUGAGCUGGGUGGGGCCUGCCCAAGUGAGACCCACUGGUGGGCGUGUCACAGCCCCCCACCCCUGCACACUUGCCCCAGGCGGGGAUGGUUUGUAGGAUGCGCUGCAGGGCCGGGCGGGUGGUGCCUGGGCCAUGGGGGGGUGGGGUUGUGCUUCAUGCUGGGGGUCAACAGGGUGUUUCUCUGGGUGCCCGGAGCAGCCCUCAGCUGGGGGUGGGGGGCGAAGGCGGCUCAGUGAGAUGCACAGGCAAAGCCCCCACCCCAUCAUUUCCAGCGCUCUGGUUUUCCCCUCCGCCCCCUUCCCGCGUUGCUAACGAAGGACUCAGAAAUGUUAAUUACCUUUUCAUUUCCAUGGAAAGAGCUGCUCAGAGGCUGGGAGCCUGGAGCCUGGGACUAGAUCUGUGCACAGAGGGACCCGGGUCCUGGCACUAGUGCACGGGGGGGGAUUGUAGAUCUGUGCACAGAGGGAUACGGAUCCUGGCACUAGUGCAAAGGGGAACUGUAAAUCUGUGCACGGGGGACAUGGAUCCUGGCACUAGUGCACAGGGGAACUGUAGAUCUGUGCACAGAGGGACACGGAUCCUGGCACUAGUGCACAGGGGAACUGUAGAUCUGUGCACAGAGGGACACGGAUCCUGGCACUAGUGCACAGGGGAACUGUAAAUCUGUGCACAGAGGGACACGGAUCCUGGCACUAGUGCAUGGGGGGGACUGUAAAUCUAUGCACGGGGGACACGGAUCCUGGCACUAGUGCACAGGGGAACUGUAUAUCUGUGCACAGAGGGACAUGGAUCCUGGCACUAGUGCAAAGGGGAACUGUAAAUCUAUGCACGGGGGACAUGGAUCCUGGCACUAGUGCACAGGGGAACUGUAUAUCUGUGCACAGAGGGACACGGAUCCUGGCACUAGUGCACAGGGGAACUGUAUAUCUGUGCACAGAGGGACAUGGAUCCUGGCACUAGUGCAAAGGGGAACUGUAAAUCUGUGCACAAGAGGACACGGAUCCUGGCACUAGUGCACAGGGGAACUGUAUAUCUGUGCACAGAGGGACACGGAUCCUGGCACUAGUGCACAGGGGAACUGUAUAUCUGUGCACAGAGGGACAUGGAUCCUGGCACUAGUGCAAAGGGGAACUGUACAUCUGUGCACAGAGGGACACGGAUCCUGGCACUAGUGCACGGGGGGACUGUAAAUCUGUGCACGGGGGACACGGUUCCUGGCACUAGUGCACAGGGGAACUGUAAAUCUGUGCACAAGGGGACACAGAUCCUGGCACUAGUGCACAGGGGAACUGUAUAUCUGUGCACAGAGGGACACAGAUCCUGGCACUAGUGCACAGAGGUACUGUAUAUCUGUGCACAGAGGGACACAGAUCCUGGCACUAGUGCACAGAGGUACUGUAAAUCUGUGCACAAGGGGACACGGAUCCUGGCACUAGUGCACGGGGAGGACUGUACGUCUGUGCACAGAGGGGUGCAUGUCCUGACUCUCCCCACACAUUCUAUGGGUCACCCCUGCCCCUGGAGCCCCUUCUCUUUGCCCUCCUCUCCUGUAGCUACAGCGAUGAACCUGCAGCCUCCCCCUCCCGCUGCCUCGGUCUCUCCUCCUUCCCUGGCACCAUCUCUUUGUUCCCUUCAACUGUUCUCUGCCUCUCGCUCCUCCCUGCCACGCCCCCUCCCUCCCCUCCCCUCGCUGCUCCUGCUGGCCUCCCUUCCAUGCUGCCCCCCCCCCGCCACUGCCAGCCCCAUCGGCAGGUGCAGCCAGGUCCCAGGACCUGCCGGCCCCCAGCCCCCCAGCGGAGGCCUCUCGUUGCCAGCCCUGUUCUGCCCGCCCUGCGGGAGCGAGAGCCCCUGGCUCCCCCCACCCCGCCGAACAGGGUGGGACCGAUACAGUUUGUGCUCGCCUGGGGGGUCCUUCCCACUCCUCCGCUCACUCCUGCCUCUCUCCGACCCCCGCACGCCCUGGGCUCCUCCAUGUAUGACGACUCCUAUAUCCAUGGCUUCGAGGACUCCGAGGUGGGCAUUCACAGGGCUGUCUGGAGGAACUCAAACCCGAAAUUGCAGAACUGCUAAUUACGGGAACCCAUCGCCAAAAUCCACCUCCGCCCCAGUCGAGGGCUGGAGGGGAGCAAAUGUGACGCCGAUUUUUAAAAAUCCCAAGGGGAUCAUGGCAAUUACAGGCCAGCGAGUCUAACUUCAGUCCCAAGCGAAGUGGUAGAAACAAUAGUGAAGAACAGAAUUAUCAGCCACAGAGAUGGGGAAGAGUCACCCUGGCUUGUGUCACGGGAAAUCGCGCCUCGCCACUCUAUUACAAUUCUUUGAGGGAGUCGACAAGCAUGUGGACAAGGGGGAUCCGGUCAACUAGCGGAUCUGGAUUUUCCGACUGACCUUGACGAGGUCCCUCAUCCAAAGGCUCUGAAGGAAACUACGUAGCCUGGGAUGCGAGGGAAGCUCUUCUCGUGGGGCUCAGCCGAUUCCUACACCAGCCGGCCGUCCCUGGACUCAGACGUGUCCCUGGAGGAGGAGCGCGAGACGGCCCAGCACGAGGUGGAGAACCAGGCACAACAGCAGCUGGAGAGGGCCAAGCACAAGCCGGUAGCGUUUGCCGUACGCACCAAUGUCAGCUACUGCGGGGCCCUGGAUGAGGAGUGCCCAGUGCAGGGCUCUGCCAUCAACUUCGAAGCCAAAGACUUCCUGCACAUCAAGGAGAAAUACAGCAAUGACUGGUGGAUCGGGCGGCUAGUGAAGGAGGGGGGGGACGUCGCUUUCAUCCCCAGUCCCCAGCGGCUGGAGGCCAUGCGGCUGAAGCAGGAGCAGAAAGCCAGGAGAUCUGGCAACGCCUCCGGCCUCGGGGACCCCAGCAAGCGGCGAUCACCUCCCCCGUCCUUAGCUAAACAGAAGCAAAAGCCGGCAGAGCACAUCCCGCCCUACGACGUGGUUCCUUCCAUGAGACCAGUGGUGCUGGUGGGCCCCUCCCUGAAAGGAUAUGAGGUGACGGACAUGAUGCAGAAAGCGCUCUUCGACUUCCUCAAGCACAGGUUUGAUGGCAGGAUCUCCAUCACCCGCGUCACCGCCGACCUGUCCCUCGCCAAGCGCUCCGUCCUCAACAACCCGGGCAAGCGCGCCAUCAUCGAGCGCUCCGCCACCCGCUCCAGCAUUGCCGAGGUGCAGAGCGAGAUCGAGCGCAUCUUCGAGCUGGCCAAGGCCCUGCAGCUGGUGGUGCUGGACGCCGACACCAUCAACCACCCGACCCAGCUGGCCAAGACCUCGCUGGCCCCCAUCGUGGUCUACGUCAAGGUGUCCUCGCCCAAGGUGCUGCAGCGGCUAAUCAAAUCCCGGGGCAAGUCGCAGGUGAAGCACCUCAACGUGCAGAUGAUGGCGGCCGACAAGCUGGUGCAGUGCCCGCCGGAGCUCUUUGACGUGAUCCUGGACGAGAACCAGCUGGAGGACGCCUGUGAGCACCUGGCCGAGUACCUGGAGGUGUACUGGAGAGCCACACACCAUCCGCUGCACCCGCUGGGCAGCCAGCCCCUCCUGACGCCACCCGCCGCCAUCACGGGCCUGCAGAACCAGCAGCUGCUGGGGGAGCGGGGUGGGGAGCACUCCCCCCUCGAGCACGACAGCCUGAUGCAGUCGGACGAGACAAGCGAGACCUCCCGCAAGCCCUGGGCGGCCGCCUCGCAGCGCAGCUCCCAGCCCCUGGAGGACGAGUACCUGGACCCCUACCCGGAGCUGUACCAGCCCCACCGGCACCACAACAGCGGCCUGCACAGCGCCAACGGGCACGACUCGCAGGACCGGCUCCUGCAGCGCGAGGCCGAGCAGACCCACAACGACAGGAACUGGCAACGCAACCGGCCCUGGGCCAAGGACAGCUACUGAUGGGCCCCGGCCUCAGCCACCCCCCUCCCCGCUGUCAGACCAGCCCCACGGGCCCAGGGAGCCUGGCCGCCCGGCCACAGCCCUGGCUGACCCGCCCCGGCCUUCCCCCAAACACAGCCCGCCAGGUAGCUCGUGGGGUCACACCCUCCCUGCUGUACCUAACUGGAGGGGGAGGGCUCUGUCCUCAGGCCCCCUGCCCCUGCUAGGCAUUGCUCAGACAAUCUCCCAGGCGGGAACCCCCCCGGUCCCCGCCCUGUUCCCACUCUGUCCAGCUGCACGAGGAGAGGUCGGGAGCCAGGACACCUGGGUUCUAAGCACUGGCUGGCCCCUGCUCCAGGCCUGUUUCCCUGGCAGUGCUUGCUCCAAGCCCCUCCAGCCCCCUUGCCCUCUUCCUUAGGGCUGGGCUCGGCUCCCUGGGGCAGGGCCUAGGAGUCCAGCUAACAGGGCACAAUUUGCUAAGUGAAAACCCCCCAGGGUAGGGUGAGGAGCCUGGAUGCUGCCCCCCUCCCCUCUUUCAGUGGGGCUCAGCCCUGAACAUCCAGCGGCCCAGCCCCACCGCCCACACCCGUAACCACUAGCAUCCAGCCACGACGCAGAGAAGCCUGUACGUAGUGCACCCCACUGCCCCGCACUGGCUGGACUGGGCACGGGGCGCCCGAGGGGGGCAGAGGGAGAUUUCCCCCCUGGCUGGGGGAGCUGGGGCGAGCCCUCGGGGGGCCGGGAACCACGGAGCGGCCACGGAUUUGUUACAGCUCUUGUGUAGGAAGCACUUACUGCCGACAACCUGUAGCCUGUUUAACAAAGAAGUGUUUGCAGUUUA
Chrysemys picta bellii (western painted turtle) is the source of this 4956-nucleotide messenger RNA. It is a transcript of the gene CACNB3, whose product is annotated as calcium voltage-gated channel auxiliary subunit beta 3. Lineage: Eukaryota; Metazoa; Chordata; Testudines; Emydidae. Gene Ontology annotation, cellular component: voltage-gated calcium channel complex. Gene Ontology annotation, molecular function: voltage-gated calcium channel activity; protein binding. The record is from RefSeq and is a predicted model, not a curated record. Gene Ontology annotation, biological process: calcium ion transmembrane transport.